Molecule: messenger RNA, 2066 nt
Organism: Biomphalaria glabrata
Lineage: Eukaryota; Metazoa; Mollusca; Gastropoda; Planorbidae
Product: aurora kinase C-like
Exons: 10
Coding region: 458-2047 (529 amino acids)
Biological process (GO): regulation of apoptotic process; protein phosphorylation
Molecular function (GO): ATP binding; protein kinase activity
Source: RefSeq, a predicted model, not a curated record
UUCACCCUAAGAAGUUAGGAAUCAUUUCCUAGUAAGACUUGGUUAGACUGAUUUAAAAAGUGGCUUGAGCUAGAUAAAUGUUUAUUGUUUGAUUUGUAUCAGUUUUCAUAUAGAUAGAUGUAUUCAUAUUUUGUGAGCAGCCAUUGAGAAUGCUACACUAGUUCAUAUUUUAAAAGACAUGUCUAUUAGAACUUUAAUUACAAAUAUAUGUCUAUGAAUUUCCUGUUCUCCAUUGAGUUACGGAUAUUUCCGAUAUUAUUUAUAUUGGACGGCUUCGAGCAACUAAAACAAAGAAUCCAUUGUGGUCUGAUUUCAGCUCAUUUCCUAAGUUUUAUAUCUCUCUAUAAAUCUAUACUAUAAAUACAUAAGCAAAUCUAAUGAAAGGGAAGUGCACUAAUUAAGUUUCUUUGUUCAAUACAUUUUCUAUUUAUUGUUAUUCUAGUUUUAUUUCUUACUAAUGCCUGAAAAAGGAAAAUUGAAUGAAAAAGAUUUUAAGCGGCUUCGGGUUAAUAGUCUCUAUUUAGUGGAACAGAUUGAGCCUUUAAAUCUUGUUGAUUUCUUAUUUGAAAAAGAUGUGAUUGAUCUGAAUGAUCAAGAAAGUAUCCGAAGCAAAGUCACUCAAAAAGAGAGAGCUCAGGAGCUGUUGAGGAUUCUAUUUCACAGUGGUCCAGGACAAAGUUUUAAUCUCUUUCUGCAAGCGUUGAAAGAAACAGGAUACACACAUGUGUUUGAAAAACUUCAAGACUCAGAGCAACUAAACACACCAGCUGCAUUACCAAUGGCAGAUAGUAGUUUGUAUGAAAACCUGUUUGCAUUUCAUGGCGACGGCAUUAAUGAGCCAAAAAACUGGACACAACUGAACUAUUUAGGCAGUGGUCGAUUCGGGACAGUUUACCGGGCUAACUAUAAGAAGGGUUCUGCUGAGUUUGAGUGCGCUGUGAAGGAAAUUAGAGGAGGUUCACCUCGAGACAUCAUUAAGCAUGAGGCAUCAGUAAGAAAUGAGACAGAGACUCUGGGGAAAUUGUCCCAUGAAAAGAUCAUUAAAUACUAUGGAUUUUGUUCAACGAAUCAAAAGUUCUUUAUAUUCCUUGAAUACAUGAAAGGUGGCUCUCUGGAGAAUUUUAUUGGUGAAAAGUACGACAAAGGGGAAAAGAUUGAAGAGCCGUAUGCUGGGAAGAUAGUCAAACAAGUUUUAGAAGCUGUGGCCUACCUCCAUAGUUUAAACCAUUUUCAUAGGGAUAUCAAAAGUGCCAAUGUACUUAUGCUGGAUGAAUGGAAUGUAAAGCUUGCUGACUUUGGGCUGACCAAAGAGUUGGCUGAGAUCACAAAAACUUACACCAGCUGUGUUGGAACUUAUCGCUUCAUGGCUCCGGAAAUGUUUGACAAAAAACGCAAAUACAACAAACCAGUUGACAUCUGGGCGAUUGGUUGCAUCCUGGUUCACUUGCUGUCAGGAAAGCAUCCCUUCCAUGACGUUGAGGAGAAUCAGCUGCACAAAGAAAUGGACAACAAUCCUUCACCUGCCCAAGAAAUUCUUAACAAAGUCUCAGAGAAAUGUCGAAGAUUUUUCAAACAGACUUUGGCAAUAAACGAGGCUGGUAGAGCAACAGCUGAGGCACUUCUGCAGGAUCGUUUUAUCACAGGAGCCGAACAGCCAGACAUAGAGCCUGAUGCUGACUUGGAAGAAAAAAGUGUAACAAGAAAACCAAUUUCGCUUGUGGAAUCAUUACAAUUUGUUGAUGCUAAAAAUAUUCAUUUUACCCAUCAAGAUAAUUCAAGCAAAUAUCAAAGCGGCGGAGAUAUGCAUUUCAAUCACGCCGUCAGAUUCGACAAUGUUGAAAAUCUAAGUGCAAAUAACAUUAAUUCGCUGAAAGCUGAUGCAGUUACCAACUUGGAUACUAAAAAUACUGGUAAAGUGGACAUUGGUCAAGCUUCCAAUGUAAACAUCGCCUCUGGAACUGUUAGUGUGGCUAAAGCUGGUAGUGUUAACGCUGGAGAAGCUGAAACUAUACAUAUUGAAACUCUAGGCACUCUAAUAAUACAAUAAAAAUAACAUCUAAUUUAAA